Sclerotinia sclerotiorum 1980 UF-70 is the source of this 549-nucleotide messenger RNA. RefSeq lists its product as hypothetical. Gene Ontology annotation, cellular component: nucleus. The record is from RefSeq and is a predicted model, not a curated record. Lineage: Eukaryota; Fungi; Ascomycota; Leotiomycetes; Helotiales; Sclerotiniaceae. The transcript has 2 exons. The coding region runs from base 1 to 549 and encodes 182 amino acids. Gene Ontology annotation, molecular function: DNA binding.
AUGGUAUCGACAUUAAAUGAACGCGAUAUCGUUAUGGCGAUGGAGGCAAUGGCUAAAGAUAAAAAUUUAAGCCUCCGGAAAGCUGCCAAGAUUUACAAUAUUACUCAUACGACACUCAUGCGUAGAAUGAAAGGGAUCACUCCUGCCUCCGAAUAUCGUCAAAAACAGCAUAAAAUUACUAAAAUUGAAGAGGAGGUUAUUAUUCAGCAUAUAAUCGAUAUGGAUGAGGCUCUCUGCGAGGAUCCUAAGCUUAUUAAUAAGUGGUUUCAACUAUUCAAAAAUAUAAAGGCAAAAUAUGGAAUACAGGAGUGCGAUAUAUGGAAUUUUGAUGAAACAGGCUUUAUGAUGGGAGUGAUAUCCUCUAGUAUGGUUAUUACUAGUGCAGAUAGACGUAGCAAAAGUAAAGGAAUACAGCCAGGCAAUAGAGAAUGGUCGACAGCGAUUGUAUGUGGUAAUACGACGGGGGAGAACAUACCUCCAUAUCUCCUUGUUCAAGGACAAAUGCACCUAGCCAAUUGGUACAGCAAGACGGAUAUGCCUCCCGAAUAA